AUGUGCUACUACGACAACUACCAAUACGCCUGCCGCGACUGGAAAUGGGGCAACUUCCGCAUGCACUGCCAGAAAGAAUACCGCACCGGCGAAACGUGCGGCAUGAAGAUGAUCUUCCAGACGGUCCCCUUGAACGAGAAGUGCACCCAGUGCGAGAAGAUCGAGAAGAAGAAGCGCCGUCGGCAGAAGGCGCUCGACGACAUUGCGCGCUGGGAGCGCGACGGCGGGAAGUUGCAGGCGAGCAUCGAGAAGGCGCGCGAUGAUGUGCGGGCUUUGGAGGCGGAGAUCACUGCGAUGAUUGCGGAGAAGGAUAGGAGGUAUGCGACGAUUGGGAAUACGCGUCGGGCGGCUUGA
Molecule: messenger RNA, 354 nt
Organism: Zasmidium cellare ATCC 36951
Lineage: Eukaryota; Fungi; Ascomycota; Dothideomycetes; Mycosphaerellales; Mycosphaerellaceae
Exons: 1
Coding region: 1-354 (117 amino acids)
Source: RefSeq, a predicted model, not a curated record